UUUCCGACUUUAUAACCUUUUUAUUUAAACCCUAGUAACGCCAAAGGGUUUUAACAGAAGGAACAGAAACAGGGGUUCUUUUCAAAACCCUAGCAAUUCGAUUCCCAAAUUCUUAUCAUGGCUUUCUGGGGAAUCGAAGUGAAACCUGGAAAGCCGUAUACGCAUUCAUCCAAAGAGGGUAGAGGACGACUGCGAAUAUCUCAGGCGACAUUGGCUACUGGAUCUGCAACAAAAAAGAGUCUGGUCCAAUGCAAUGUAGGAGAUAAAAGUCCUGUUCUUUUAUGUGCACUCCUUCCUGAUAAGACUGAGUCAUUGCAAUUGGAUUUGGAAUUUGAUGAGGCUGAAGAUGUAAUAUUUUCUGUUAUUGGUCCACGAGGCGUAUAUCUCACUGGAUACUAUGUUGGCCACAGCCGACAAUCAAUUUUGCAAGAUGAUUCAGAAUCAUAUGGAGAGGACAUUGCAAAUUCUGAGACACAGGAAUCUGAUCAUUAUAGUGAUGAGGAUGAAUAUGAGGACAGUUUUAUCAAUGAUGAUGAACCUGAAGCUCUUACACCUUCUCCUAUCUCAAGUGACAGAGAUGACGAUGAUGAUGAUGAUGAUGAUGAUGAUGAUGGAGAAUAUUUGGAGAAGAAGAAAAGAGAUGUGAAGGGCGGGCGUAGAAGACUCAAAAAGAAGUGUCAGUUUUUUGAAUCUGAUGAUGAAAUGGUGUUUGUUGAGAUUGAUGAUAAAAACGCUUCUCCAGUUGCAUCCAUACAAAAUAUCAAUAAAUCAGAAGAUUCAGGAAAGAAAAUCAAGAAAGAAACAACAGACAAAGAGACAAAAAACAAUGAUGAUGAGAAAGGGGCUGAAGUGAUGCCUGAAAGUAAAUCAAAACCUAAAAAGAAAAAACGAGGGUCCUCUAACGAGAAGAAGGAUACUGUUGAUGAGAGCAAUGGUCUUAAAGUGGAAAAAAUCAAGCAGAAUGAGGAAAAUCCCAACAAUGUUGAUGACAAAUCUGUUGUUGAGGUUGUUGCUAAUGACGGAUCUGCAAAUGAAGUGAAAACAAAGAAGAAAAAGAGCAAGAAGGGGAAUGCUGUUAAAGAUGAUGAUGAUGUGUUGGUUGCUAAAGAUGAUGAGAAGCCUAGUAAUAUGGGUGUUGGGGAAGUUAUGGGUGAAGAGAAUGUGAAACCAAAGAAAAAGAGAAAAGCACGUGGCAAUUCAGUUGAGGUGUUGGGUGCAGAAAAUAAACAGGAGGAUGAUCUACAACCAAUAGACAAGAACUCUGGAAUUGAUUCUAAGCAGUUAGAUAACGGAAACCAGUCAGAGGAGAAGAAAGUUAAAAAAAAAAGGCGAAAAACAACUGAGGUUGAGGUUGAGGAAAACAGAAAUAUGGAGGUUGAAAAAGAAAAUAAAAAAAAGACACUGUCUAAUGGACUUGUUAUUGAAGAGCUUGUGACAAGCAACAAGCCUAAAGGAAAAGUAGCAGCUCCUGGGAAAAAGGUGAAGGUAGAAUAUGUGGUGAAGUUAAAGGAGAAUGGACAUGUUGUUGAUUCAAAUGGGGAAUCCCCUUAUAAAUUUCGACUAGGUGAUAAACAAGUUAUAGAGGGGCUCAAUGUAGGUUUAGAUGGUAUGAGAGUUGGGGAUAAAAGGAGACUUACCAUUCCACCAUCAAUGAGGUUGGGGUAUAUAGGAACGGGUGAGAAUGUUCCUCCAAAUUCAUGGCUGGUAUAUGAUGUGGAAUUGUGUAGUGUCCACUGAUACCUUACAUUACUCAUUACACCACACCAUUCUUGUUGAAUUUUCCAAUACACAGAGAGUUUUUGUUCUUGUUAGGGUUAUCGGUCUCUUAUUGUAAGAAAAUCAAAGUGUUGAGAAACAUUACAUUUUUGUAUUUGCACGGAGGGGGGACAUUUUGUUACUUAAAUGCCCAAUUUUGGCCAUAUUUUUAAUUACAAACAUCUUUCUUCAA
Messenger RNA from Lactuca sativa (garden lettuce), 1948 nucleotides. RefSeq names its product FKBP-like peptidyl-prolyl cis-trans isomerase family protein. The record is from RefSeq and is a predicted model, not a curated record. Gene Ontology annotation, molecular function: peptidyl-prolyl cis-trans isomerase activity. NCBI's taxonomy places the organism in Eukaryota, Viridiplantae, Streptophyta, Magnoliopsida, Asterales, Asteraceae.